Emys orbicularis (European pond turtle) is the source of this 1032-nucleotide messenger RNA. It is a transcript of the gene HSD17B14, whose product is annotated as hydroxysteroid 17-beta dehydrogenase 14. Gene Ontology annotation, molecular function: estradiol 17-beta-dehydrogenase [NAD(P)+] activity. Bases 1 to 813 code for a protein of 270 amino acids. Gene Ontology annotation, cellular component: cytosol. The transcript has 9 exons. The record is from RefSeq and is a predicted model, not a curated record. Lineage: Eukaryota; Metazoa; Chordata; Testudines; Emydidae. Gene Ontology annotation, biological process: steroid catabolic process.
AUGGCCUCGGGGCUGCGCUACCCGGGCAAGGUGGCCGUAGUGACCGGGGGCAGCCGGGGCAUCGGGGAGGCGAUCGUCAGGGAGUUCGUUCGGCAGGGGACUCACGUGGUCUUCUGUGCCCCCGAAGCUGAAGGGGCUGCGGGGCGGGCACUGGAGCAGGCGCUGCGGGACUCGGGGGGCCCCGGAGACCCCCAUUUCCAGCCCUGUGACGUCACCAGCGAACGGGACAUCCAGGCACUGAUCGCGGUGACCCGGGAGCGUUACGGACGCAUCGACUGUCUGGUGAACAACGCCGGACGCCAUCCCCCCGAAGAGCAAAUCGACGACGUCACCUCCCAGCAUUUCCGGGAACUUCUCGAGGUCAACUUGGUCGGCUACUUCCUGACAGCAAAGUUCGCCCUGCCCUAUCUACGGGAGACCCGGGGCAACAUUAUCAACAUCUCCAGUCUCGUUGGCAUCAUCGGACAGAGGCAGGCUGUUCCCUACGUCGCCACCAAGGGCGCAGUGACGGCGAUGACGAAGGCCAUGGCGGUGGAUGAGAGCAGAUACGGGGUGCGAGUUAACAGUAUCUCUCCUGGGAACAUCUGGACCCCCAUGUGGGCGGAGACAGCCGGGCAGACGGCCAAUCCGGAGGCCACGAUCCAGGCUGGGAAGGAUGCCCAGCUGCUGGGCCGGAUGGGCACGCCGGAGGAGUGCGCCCUGGCAGUGAUGUACCUGGCUGCCGACGGCACCUUCUGCACCGGGAUCGACCUGCUGCUGAGUGGGGGGGCCGAGCUGGCCUAUGGCCCCAAGAGCUGGCUGGGCCCCAGCUAGGGGGCAGUGGGGGAGCCAGGACACCUGGGUUCUCUCCCUGGCGCUGGCUCGGAGUUUGCCAGGAGGGUCCGUACCUCCGAGUUAUUCGCAUUCAAAAUGCUUCACGGAGCUGAGCGUAAACGCUGCUGGUCAUUUCCCACCCUCUGCACUCACUAGGCCCCACUCCCCCUCCCAAACCUGGGGAGAGAACCGAGGAGUCCUGCCCCCCCGCUCUAACCA